GCUGUGUAUGAUUAUUGGCUUAAUAAGCGUGUUCAGUCAAGGCAACCUCUCCUUUACGCUGUUCGACAAGAGCGACGUGACGGUGGUAGUAACACGGAUCCAUAUGUGGCGUUCCGAAGACGGAGUGAAAAGAUGCAAACCCGUAAAAACCGAAAAAGUGAUGAGCAGUCGUACGAAAGGAUGUUGAUCUUGAGAGAACAAAUGGAUUCUCUAGGGUUUGGAAACGUUUAUUCUAAUGCAUUUUCUUAGGGAGAUACUCGGUCGACUUGUCAAACGUGAAGCUACUAAGGAAGCAAUUGUUAACUGUGAUUACAGAUGCUUUCAGCUUAGAUGUAAGCUAUGCGACUGGGAAGGCUCAAGUCUCGUAGAAGCCGAAACUUUAGUGCGGAACCACCACGAGAAUGAAGGUGUAGUAACUAUGAAGUCUUUGAAAGACAACAAAAGACGUCCUAAUCGCAAGCGCAAACUGGUCAAGAGGUUCAGCAAUCUUCCAAACUCCACAAGUUCCGACGAGGCUUCUGACAAUGAUGAUGAUGAUGAUGAUCAAAGUGGACCAUUCUCUUUUGUUAGAACUCCUGGUUGCCGAUAUUUGAAGCCAAGGUCAUUGCUAGAAGAGUGUUCCACACUUUCCAGUCUCCAUCCUUCCCGCUCACCUUAUUCCUGCUAUACAUUAGCAACAAUUCCACGACUGUGUCAUACAAAGCAUCUUACCUACACCGGCUAUAUAAGGCGUCGCCUUGGUCGUGGCGGUCGAAUAAUAUGUGAUCGCGUUGCAGCCCCCUCGCCACUUUCUGCUUAUCUCCAGUCCUAUGAUGCGAAUUUGAGAUCUAGUGGUUCAGCUAGUCCAAGUCUUAUACCCUCAAACUUUUGCUGGCGACAGUCACAAACAAAAGAUGUUGCUUUGUUUAAUAGACUAAAGACUUCUAUUUUCAGUUCGCAUCGUGGGCGUCCUUCAUUCUCCUGGCCUGUUUCUGAAACUAUCUUCCCACCAAUACCCUUCGAACCUAUACUUAUUGAAUCUAAAGGUUCCACGGAUCAUCGUUCCUCUCCCAUUUUUUACUCGAAGACGGAUUGUCCAACAACUUCGAGGAAGCAUCCGGAUGAUGUGACCAUAGAUGAAGUUGCUCUGGACGCGGGACGUGAGUUAAAUGAUGUUCCGAAUGACGGUUUGUUGAUUCAGGAAAAACAUUCUCCCUUGCACCCUCAGAACGAUCUAAUGCCAAAGAAAUCAGUUAAUGUAUCGUCCGCGGUUAUGAUUCCCAUCACGAAUCCAAAUAUGUGUCAAACCUCCCAGGCCAUAUUGGUGCCGAAGCCUAGCAAUAGUUUGGUAUCAACUCAUCGCCUGUGGCGAAAGCUGGCAAGGCCAUACGGUGUUACACUUCAGCCUUCUGAGUUUCCCAGGUCCCAUAGUGUUGAUGUUUCUUUCAGUAAUUCUAAUGGUAACGGCCUUUCUUCGACGGACAAUAAAAUGUUGCUGACCGAUCCUUCAGUCUUGUCACCACCUAAAGUACGCUGUUUAACUCGUGACUGUGGGUCUAGGGAUUCAAAAGUUCCUGGUCCUCAGCUGCAUGUUACGAAUGGAGUGAGCCCAACACAGAUUUUUCAGCUUCCAACUUAA
Messenger RNA from Schistosoma intercalatum, 1618 nucleotides. NCBI's taxonomy places the organism in Eukaryota, Metazoa, Platyhelminthes, Trematoda, Strigeidida, Schistosomatidae. The record is from the annotation of a GenBank genome assembly.